This is a messenger RNA of Nezara viridula (southern green stink bug), 384 nucleotides long. The record is from the annotation of a GenBank genome assembly. NCBI's taxonomy places the organism in Eukaryota, Metazoa, Arthropoda, Insecta, Hemiptera, Pentatomidae.
AUGAUCCCUUUUUGUUGUUCAGAGUCUGAAGGUCCUUCGCUUCCACCAAACAUGUCCUUUCCAAUUAUUCCAAAGGAAACGGAAGCCGGAUCGCGCCUCGAUGAAGGACGAAUAGACAAUAUGGGAUGGAGCCAAAAGGGCGUCGUUAAGAUUCCAGGAUACUAUCCUAAAGGUCAGCUAUCCCUCAAACCGGAGGACGCAGAGCUAUUGCCUCCCCAAGAGGUUUCGCUCGACCGACACUUCCAGCGCGAACUCCAGCGCUGGAGGCAGACCGUUAAGAUGAGUUACCUUAAAGGAGAAGCAGGAGAAGAAACGCCUCCAAUAAGAAGACAAGAGAUCUGCUCCAGAGGUUCCGAGAACGGUACCAUUCCGACAUCCGGGUAG